AUGGACCCAAAAUUUGAGAAGGCUCUUGUUGUACUGGAAGAAGCAUUAACUGCAGCAGUUGCAACCACAGAACUGCUGCCAACCGGUUGCCCAAAUGUCGUCUGUACGGCCCUUCCAUCGCAUUGGCGUUCCAACAAAUCGUUACCGUCACCAUUUACGGUAUUUGCAUUUGGCCCGGUGCCAGACGGGACAUACGUUACUGUAGCGGCCGGUAAUGAAGAGAAUGCAUGUGCAGAUUUGCGUAACAAUAGGACACAGAUGAACUGCCAGGUUGCCAGAUUCAGCGACUUACGCUUUGUAGGCAAAAGUGGUCGAGGUAAAAAUUUUCACCUUACAUUAACAAUCGAAACAGAUCCAGUACAAAUUGCUAUUGUUGGUAAGGCUAUUAAAGUAACUGUAGAUGGACCUCGGGAUUCAAGAAACAACAAACGAUCGUAUAUUCCAUCAAUAAUUCGACCAGUGCCGUCAAUCAUCCCUCCAUUAUCGGUUUUACCACCAAUGUUCAAUGUUCCGUUUAUUACCGCCACACCGGCAUUACCGUCACAUCUUCCACUACAUUAUCCGGUUCCGCAUCCAGUCACACAAAUGUCUACUCCACAGACCUUACCAGUGGUCACAAAAACUUUGUUCCCUACAAAGCAA
Molecule: messenger RNA, 642 nt
Organism: Enterobius vermicularis (human pinworm)
Lineage: Eukaryota; Metazoa; Nematoda; Chromadorea; Rhabditida; Oxyuridae
Source: the annotation of a GenBank genome assembly